AUGGGCAACAGUUUAGGAGGGAAAAAGACUGCAAAAGUCAUGAAGAUAAGUGGUGAAACAUUCAAGUUCAAGACACCGGUGAAGGCUGGAGAGGUAGUUAAGGACUAUCCGGGGCAUGUUUUGCUAGAAUCAGAGGCUGUUAAGCAUUAUGGUACUAGGGCAAAGCCGUUGGAAGCACACCACGACUUGGUGCCAAAAAGGCUCUACUUCCUAGUAGAGUUGCCAAAUACUCCAACCGAGAAAGUUCCAAGAAGGGUUCGUUCAGGGAUUAACAUGAGUGCUAAAGACAGGCUCGAGAGCCUAAUGCUCUCAAGGAGAUCAACAUCUGAUCUCUCGAUAAUGAAGCCUGCCAGCAUUGCCGCUGAGGAGGCAAAAAAUGGUGCAAUGACGAGGGUGAAGAUGAGAUUACCAAAGGCAGAAGUGGAGAAGUUGAUUCAAGAAAGUAAAGACGAGGCUGACGCAGCUGCUAAGAUUGUGGGUCUUUGCAUGGCAAACACUGCAGGUGGCAGCAAUAAUAGCUCUCGUGAAGUUGCACAAAACGGUCAAGAGAGUGAGUUGUUGCAGCAACAAGUUCAUUGGAACAGUGGCCAUGGGAGAGUCAGCAGUCAAGAUAUCAUCCAGGCACGUGAGAAGCGAGUGAGUUUCCUGCCAAUCAGUGAAGGAGAGAUGCAAAUAGCUGUGGCUUCUUAUUAG
Dovyalis caffra is the source of this 693-nucleotide messenger RNA. The record is from the annotation of a GenBank genome assembly. Lineage: Eukaryota; Viridiplantae; Streptophyta; Magnoliopsida; Malpighiales; Salicaceae.